Messenger RNA from Paramecium sonneborni, 753 nucleotides. Lineage: Eukaryota; Ciliophora; Oligohymenophorea; Peniculida; Parameciidae. The record is from the annotation of a GenBank genome assembly.
AGAUUAGGAGUAUGUAUUUUAAAUUGAAGUAUAAAUAAAUGAAUAUCUCAUCUAAUUUUGAAAUAUGAGUUUUGUUACAUAAGGAUUAAUGUAAAGUUACUAGUGAUUUAAUAGGUAAUUUAGAUAUUUUCUGACAUCAAACAUUAAUAUAAUAUAUUUUUAUGGAACUCGAAUAAUAGUAAUAACCAGUUAAUUUAAAAGAGCUUAAUUUAUCUCGAUUAUCUUAGUCAAGCAUUAAUAUAGAAUUGUAAGAGGAUUAUUAUGGAGGCUUAUCAGGAAGAUCAUUGGAAUUAAACUUAAGAGAAUAGUAAGAAGUUAAUGAAUUUAAAAAAAAAAAUCUCCAAAUUGAGUUAUCAAUAGUUGAUUAUUUGAGUUCUUUAAAUAUCAAAAUGAAAACAGAUCCAAAUGCAAAGAAAGAUAGAUACUUUUCAAACUUAAGAAAUUAAUGCAAACGUAGAGCUUUCACAUAAUUGGAAAUUGAAAGAGAUUUUUCUGAUAAUACUCCAGAUACAAUACUUAAAGGUUCAUAGGUUUCAAUUUCUAUAAAUCCUCUAUUAGAGAAACGAAAAACUUAACUGAGUUUUGUUAGCACUAAUUAAAGUAUUUAGAGUCAAUAAGUGAUUUCAAUAUUAUAAUAAGAAGGAAAAAAAUUGUAAAAGCAAUAAUUAUAUGAAUGUGAAGAGAUGGAUAGCAUUAUUUCGAAUUAAUCACUUAAUUAAAUUCAAUGAUAUUUAUUUUUAUUUUUGCUAAACC